AGCACAGGCGUGGCUGCCUCUGAAGCCUCAUCAGAGGCAGGCUCUGCCUGCGGCCACUAGCACAGAAGCCGCUGUUCUGCCACCAGCCCUGGACCACCUGCUCCAAGACCAGCCCCUCCGGAGGACUAGCCGCCCGGCUUCACUGGCACACAGUCUUCCCACAGGGUCUGCAGCUGAAGAGCCAGCAUCAGCGUCCUCCCAGUUUGCAGAAUUGAAACAGGACUGAACAAGAGGGCCUCCUCUGGCGGGGUCAGCUGCCGAACCCUCUGCUCUUCCAGUGUCUUUCAUACCCAGGCCCAGGAUAGAAUCUGAUCACAGGGAGCCGUCUUCAGCAGCAUCAGCAUGUCGAGGCCCAGCAGCAGAACCAUUUACUUGCACCGGAAGGAGUACUCCCAGAACCUCACUUCAGAGCCCACCCUCCUGCAGCACAGGGUGGAGCACUUGAUGACAUGUAAGCUGGGGAAUCAGAGAGUCCAGGAUCCCAAGGAUGCCUUGCAGAAGCUGCUGGAGAUGGAUGCACAGGGCCGGGUGUGGAGCCAAGACUUGACCCUGCAGGUCAGGGACGGCUGGCUGCAGCUGCUGGACAUUGAGACCAAGGAGGAGCUGGACUCUUACCGCCUGGACAGCAUCCAGGCCAUGAAUGUGGCACUCAACACAUGUUCCUACAACUCCAUCCUGUCCAUCACCGUGCAGGAGUCGGGCCUGCCAGGCAGAAGCACUCUGCUCUUCCAGUGCCAAGAAGUAGGGGCAGAGCGACUGAGGACCGGCCUGCAGAAGGCUCUGGAGGAAGAGCUGGAGAAAAGCAGACCCCAACUUGGAGGACUUCGCCCAGACCAGGACAGACGGAGGGGGCCUCCUGCGGAAAAGCCACUCCCUAUGGAGCAGGCACUCUAUCUGGAGCGGGGGCCCCUUCCAGAACAGCCCCACCAGAGGACCCCAGAGCAUAGCCUCCCGCCAUCCCCAAGGCCCCUGCCACACCACCCCAGUGCCCGAGAACCAAGUCCCUUCACUCUGUCUCCUCCAAGGCGGUCCCCUUCCCCCGAGGACCCAGAGAGGGACGAGGAAGUACUGAACCAUGUCCUAAGGGACAUUGAACUAUUCAUUGGAAAGCUGGAAGAGGCCCAGGCAAAGACCAGCAGGAAGAAGAAAUUUGGGGGAAAAAACAAGAAUCAGAGAGGGCUCACACGGGCACAGUACACUGACUGCUUCCAGAAGAUUAAGUACAGCUUCAACCUCCUGGGAAGGUUGGCUGCCUGGCUGCAGGAGACAAGUGCCCCCGAGCUCGUGCACAUCCUCUUCAAAUCUCUGAACUUUAUCCUGGCCAGGUGCCCUGAGUCUGGCCUAGCAGCCCAAGUGAUCUCACCCCUCCUCACCUCUAAAGCCAUCGACCUGCUGCAGUCCUGUCUAAGCCCACCUGAGAGUAACCUCUGGAUGGGGUUGGGCCUGGCAUGGACAACUAGUGGGCUGGUGCAGUGCUGUGAUGAUCUCGGCUCACUGCAACUUCCACCUUCUGGCUCCAAGCGAUCCUCCUACCUCAGCUUCUCAAAGAGCUGGUACCACAGGGCCGACUGGACAGGUGAUGAGCCCCUGCCCUACCAACCCACAUUCUCUGAUGGCUGGAAACCUCCAGAGCCCUCCAGCCAAGCACUCUUAGGAUACCAGGACUCUGCUUCCCUUCGGAGGGGAAGUCACAGGUUAGGGAGCACCUCACACUUUGCUCAGGAGAAGACACCUAACCAUGAUCCUCAGCCUGGGGACCCCAACUCCAAGCCCACCAGUCCUGCACCUGUCCAGCCAGCCCUGAAAAUGCAAGUCUUGUACGAGUUUGAAGCUAGGAACCCACGGGAACUGACUGUGGUCCAGGGAGAGGAGCUGGAGGUUCUGGACCACAGCAAGCGGUGGUGGCUGGUGAAGAACAAGGCAGGACAGAGCGGCUACAUUCCCAGCAACAUCCUGGAGCCUCUACAGUCAGGGCUCCCUGGGACCCAGGGCCAGUCAUCCUCUCGGGUUCCAAUGCUUCGACUUAGCUCGAAGCCUGAAGAGGUCACAGCCUGGCUGCAGACAGAGAACUUCUCCAAUUUCACGGUGAGGACCCUUGGGUCCCUGACAGGGAGCCAGCUACUUCGAAUGAGACCUGGGGAGCUACAGAUGCUAUGUCCACAGGAGGCCCCACGAAUCCUGUCCCGGCUGGAGGCUGUCAGAAGGUUGCUGGGGAUAAGCCCCGAGUCACUGGACUGGACCCCUCCAAGAACCAGGCCCCGCUGAUGCAAGAUGGCAGAUCUGAUACCCAUUAGAGCCCCGAGAAUUCCUCUUCUGGAUCCCAGUUUGCAGCAAACCCCACACCCCAGCUCACACAGCAAAAACAAUGGACAGGCCCGGAGGCUGAAGCAAACAGUGCGCAUUCUGGCUGUGUUGGAGCCUCCCCAGUAAACACCUAUUUAUUUUAUCUCUUUCCCAAACCUGGAACAUCUCUGCCUAGGCUUGUCAGGAAUCUGUCCAGUCCCUCUCCUUCUCAGUAAAAGCAUCUUCGAGCUUGUUCUCUGCCUCCCUUACAGCUUCUUCUGGGCCUGAGGGGGACCAAAGACAGGGAGGUAGGAAGGGCUGGGACACUGGGCAUGAAACAGCAGCAAGCCUAUAUCCAUCACUGAGCCAGAUUAUUUGAAUGUGAGUGGACAUUCACACUGCAACCUCGAGCUGGAAUCAGAAUUUAAGAAUUAUGGCCCAAGCUCUCCGGACUCUCUUUCUAAACAAACUCCAAAAUAAGGCUAUGCUCACCAUGUUUUUCAUGCAUACAUGUCUCCCAGUAUAUUCCAAGACACCCAGCACAGCUGCAGGCACACCACUUCACAGUAGCAAAGAGCGCCAGGACUGACAGCUGCAGGCUUUGAUCAGUUCCACCAGCUGGCUGGGUGAACUCUAGCAAGUCAUUUCACUCUUUGGGUCCCUGUUUCCUCAAGGGUUAAGCAAAGAGUUUGGACUGUCCAUAGCUCCUUAUAUUUUUUAGUAAAAGUGGCUUUCCUUAAUCUCAAUGGAGUCCCCUCUCUACAUACCAGUAGGUAUACUUGUCUUGAGUUAGUUAACAGAUAAGGCCCAAUGUACUUACGGAUUCGAGGGUUCUUAAGAUGUUCCCUUAAAUCUCUCUUAGCUGAAUUUGUCCAUGACCCUGACAUUGUCUGGGCCCCAAACUGCCCUAUUUUUAGACUGCCUAUGUCAUCCCCUCAAGUUUCUGGCCUCAGAAAAUCAUCUCUCAUAGCUGUUAACAGAAUAGGAAAGCAACAAUUUUCCCUCACAAAAGAGAGAAAAGGUGAGACCCUUUGGAUGUCAAGGGCAAAAGUACCCAGAAAAGUUAAUUUCUUGGUAUGCGGGGGGAGAGAUAUUAACCCAUCGCUAAAGGAGCCCUAGAAGCAGGGAAACCCUCCAGGACCAAAAAAAAGUGUUUUCACCUGGUGUUUCCCAGACUUCCCAAGAAGACUGCCAUGUGGCGAAGAGCUGUCCAGAUGGCCAAAUGCAGGGAAACUAGCCCCAACUGUGUUAUUAGACAGAUCUAGGUUUGAAUCCCAGACCAUCUCUGGGACCUUAAGGGCACCUCCCCUAACCGCUCCAGGCCGGUUUCUUCUUCUAGAAAACGGGCAUAACCCCUGCCUGCUGAAGUUGCUGUGAAGCUUAAACUGGAAUGAAUUAGUUACCGGAUGUAAACACCAGAUGUUCCCUAGCAUACAAAAGGUACUCAAUAAAUGCUCAUCUUAUACCUCA
Molecule: messenger RNA, 3753 nt
Organism: Callithrix jacchus (white-tufted-ear marmoset)
Lineage: Eukaryota; Metazoa; Chordata; Mammalia; Primates; Cebidae
Gene: EPS8L3
Product: EPS8 signaling adaptor L3
Biological process (GO): positive regulation of ruffle assembly; Rho protein signal transduction; regulation of Rho protein signal transduction
Cellular component (GO): vesicle; plasma membrane; ruffle membrane
Molecular function (GO): actin binding
Source: RefSeq, a predicted model, not a curated record